UCCCUGAGAUGCAGCGGCUGCUCCUGCUGCUCCUGCUGGCAAUGGGGGGCUGGGCGGGCAGGCAGGUGCCCCGAGGAGGGGUCCUGCCCCAAGCUCCAGGGCAGCAGCUGAGGGUGCAGGAGUCCGUGACAGUGCAGGAGGGCCUGUGUGCACUGGUGUCCUGCUCCAUCCUCUACUCCCGGGUGGGCUGGGACCCGUCUGUGCCCGCCUAUGGCUACUGGUACCGGAGAAGGAGAAAUUCCAGUUUGAACACAGACCGAAACGCUCUCGUGGCCACCAACAACCCAAGCAGAAGAAUACCAAAGAAAAUCCAAACUACUGCUUUCCACCUUGUGGGGGACCCGGCAGCCAACGACUGUUCCCUGAGAAUCUCAGGACCCCGGUUGAAUGACAGUGGACUCUAUUAUUUUCACCUGGAGAGAGGAGAAAAAUUCAUCUAUGAAAAUGACCUCACGGUGAAUGUGACGGCGCUGACACAGAUUCCCGACAUCCACAUCAAAGAACCCCUGGAGGCCGGCCGCCUCAGCCACCUGAGGUGCUCCAUGCCUGGGGCCUGUGAGGGGGCCCUGGCCCCUAAUAUCUCCUGGAGUGGGAUAGCCUUGAAAGCCUACACCUCCCAGAAUAUCACGAUUAUCCCCCGGCCCCAGGAUCAUGGCUCCAACCUCACCUGUCGGAUGAUCUUUCCCAGCAUUUGGGAGUCCAGAGAAAGGACCGUGCAGCUCAGUGUGUCCUAUGCUCCUCAGAUUGUGGCCAUCAGCGUCACUGGAGCAGGUGACACAGAGUCCCAAGGAAACACCAUGUAUGUGGACGCCCAGAAAGGCCAGUUCCUGCAGCUGCUCUGCACUGCUGAUGGCCGGCCUCCUCCCACGCUGACCUGGGUCCUGAGGAACCGAGUCCUGUCAAGGUCAAAUGUCACAGGCCCUGGAAGCCUGGGGCUGGACCUGUCUGGGGUGAAGGCGGGAGAUGCCGGGCGCUACACUUGCCAUGCCGAAAACAGGCUCGGCUCUCGGCAUCGCGCCCUGGACCUCUCCGUGCAGUACCCUCCGGAGGAGCUGAGAGUGACCGCUGCUCAAGGAAACACGACAGAGCUGGAAAUCCACAGGAACGGCUCGUCCCUCCUGGUCCUGCAGGGCCAAAGCCUGCGCCUGGUCUGUGUCACCCACAGCAACCCCCCCGCCACGCUGAGCUGGGCCCGGGGUUCACAGACCCUGAGCCCCCGCUGGCCCACAGACCCCGGGGUCCUGGAGCUGCCCGUGGUCCAGGUGGAACAUGAAGGAGAAUUCACCUGCCGGGCGCAGAACCCGCUGGGCGCCCUGCACAUCUCCCUGGGCCUCUCUGUGCACUGGAAGGCAGCGCCGGUGGGGCUGUUUGCACUGGGGGCUGUGUGUGGAGCCAGCGGGGUGGCCUUGCUGUUCCUCUGUGGCACCAUUGUCUUCUGCAGGGUGAGGACCUGCAGGAAAGAAGCUGCCGGCCCACCCGCCACUGCGAAGGUUGCCUGCUGCACCCCAACACCCUCCCAGAAGGGUCACCUGAAGGAAUCCAGGCCAGCCAUCCCACCCCCUGUGGUGGCCAGGCCCACUGUGGAGGAGGAAGAGCUAGAGCUCCAUUAUGCCUCCCUCAGAUUCUCUAGGCUGAGGCUUCCAGAAGCCGGGGACUCCCAUGACUCCGCCACCGCCACUGAAUACGCGGAGAUCAAGAUCCGCAAAUAAAGCGCAUGGCGUGCAAGGCACCCAGGUUUCAUGAGGCCCAGAGGAGGUGAUUAUUGUGGCCCCUGC
This is a messenger RNA of Perognathus longimembris pacificus (Pacific pocket mouse), 1775 nucleotides long. Its product is annotated as sialic acid-binding Ig-like lectin 11. Gene Ontology annotation, biological process: cell adhesion. Bases 9 to 1709 code for a protein of 566 amino acids. Gene Ontology annotation, cellular component: plasma membrane. The record is from RefSeq and is a predicted model, not a curated record. Gene Ontology annotation, molecular function: sialic acid binding. Lineage: Eukaryota; Metazoa; Chordata; Mammalia; Rodentia; Heteromyidae. The transcript has 10 exons.